AUGCCAGGGAGCCUCUCCACGGCCCUGCGUGUCGUGGGGACCAGCCUCUUCGCCGUGGCGGUGCUGGGGGGAAUCCUGGCCGCCUACGUCACAGGGUACCAGUUCAUCCACACGGAGAAGCACUACCUCUCCUUCGGACUCUACGGGGCCAUCCUGGGGCUGCACCUCUUCAUCCAGAGCCUCUUCGCCUUCCUGGAGCACCGGCGCAUGCGGGGCGAGGGGCAGCCGGUGCGGCCGGGGCGCUCGGUAGCCCUCUGCAUCGCCGCCUUCCAGGAGGAUCCCGACUACCUGACGAAGUGCCUACGCUCCGUCAAGCGCAUCGCCUUCCCUGACCUCAAAGUGGUGAUGGUGGUGGACGGUAAUGGCCCCGACGACACCUACAUGCUGGACAUCUUCCACGACGUGAUGGGCUCCGAGCGCUCUGGCAGCUACAUCUGGAGGAGCAACUUCCACUCGCAGGGCGAGGGGGAGACGGAGGCCGGGCUGCGGGAAGGGCUGGCCCGUGUUCAGGCACUGGUCCGCAGCAACACCUACUCCUGCAUCCUCCAGAAGUGGGGCGGGAAGCGGGAGGUGAUGUACACGGCUUUCCGGGCUCUUGGAGACUCCGUGGACUAUAUCCAGGUGUGUGACUCAGACACGGUGCUGGACCCCGCCUGCACCGCCGAGAUGCUCCGCAUCCUGGAGGCCGACCCCCAUGUCGGUGGCGUCGGCGGCGAUGUCCAGAUCCUGAACAAGUACGACUCCUGGCUCUCCUUCCUGAGCAGCGUGCGGUACUGGAUGGCUUUCAACGUGGAGCGCGCGUGCCAGUCGUACUUCGGGUGCGUGCAGUGCAUCAGCGGCCCCCUGGGCAUGUACCGCAACGCGCUGCUGCAGCAGUUCCUUGAGGAUUGGUACCACCAGACCUUCCUGGGCAGCAAAUGCAGCUUUGGGGAUGACCGGCACCUCACCAACCGCGUGCUCAGCCUGGGCUACCGGACCAAGUACACGGCUCGCUCCAAGUGCCUGACGGAGACGCCCACGCGGUACCUGCGCUGGCUCAACCAGCAGACCCGCUGGAGCAAGUCCUACUUCCGUGAGUGGCUCUACAACGCGCUUUGGUUCCAUAAGCAUCACCUCUGGAUGACCUACGAGUCGGUGGUCACCGGCUUCUUCCCCUUCUUCCUCAUCGCCACCGUCAUCCAGCUCUUCUACCGCGGCCGUGUCUGGAACAUCCUCCUGUUCCUGCUGACGGUGCAGCUGGUGGGUGUCAUCAAGGCCACCUACGCCUGCUUCCUGCGUGGCAAUGCCGAGAUGAUCUUCAUGUCCCUCUAUGCCCUCCUCUACAUGUCCAGCCUGCUGCCCGCCAAAAUCUUCGCCAUUGCCACCAUCAACAAGUCGGGCUGGGGCACCUCAGGGCGCCGCACCAUUGUGGUGAACUUCGUGGGGCUGCUGCCGGUGUCGGUGUGGGUGGCAGUGCUGCUGGGCGGGCUGGCCUACACUGCCUACAGCCAGGACCUCUUCAGUGAGACCGAGGUGGCCUUCCUCAUCUCAGGUGCCAUCCUCUAUGCCUGCUACUGGGUGGCCUUGCUCACCCUCUACCUGGCCAUCGUCGCCCGCCGCUGCGGCAAGAGGCAGGAGCAGUGCGGGCUGGUCUUCACUGAGGUCUGA
This is a messenger RNA of Cinclus cinclus, 1647 nucleotides long. It is a transcript of the gene HAS3, whose product is annotated as hyaluronan synthase 3. Gene Ontology annotation, biological process: hyaluronan biosynthetic process; extracellular matrix assembly. The transcript is spliced from 3 exons. Lineage: Eukaryota; Metazoa; Chordata; Aves; Passeriformes; Cinclidae. Bases 1 to 1647 code for a protein of 548 amino acids. The record is from RefSeq and is a predicted model, not a curated record. Gene Ontology annotation, molecular function: hyaluronan synthase activity.